This is a messenger RNA of Scheffersomyces amazonensis, 3873 nucleotides long. RefSeq names its product Roa1p (gene ROA1). Gene Ontology annotation, molecular function: ABC-type transporter activity; ATP hydrolysis activity; ATP binding. Gene Ontology annotation, biological process: transmembrane transport. Bases 1 to 3873 code for a protein of 1290 amino acids. The transcript has 2 exons. Gene Ontology annotation, cellular component: membrane. NCBI's taxonomy places the organism in Eukaryota, Fungi, Ascomycota, Pichiomycetes, Serinales, Debaryomycetaceae. The record is from RefSeq and is a predicted model, not a curated record.
AUGGAGUCAACAGUAUUACAAAUCCCUCCCCACAAGAGAGUUGGGCUACUGGUAAGAAAUUUAUCAGUCAUAGUUAAAGCACAAGAACAGACUCAGAGUCAAAAGGAAGCCCAAAAUAAAGAUGACUUGAAAUCUAAGAUAUUGAACGAUAUUUCAUUUGACUUGGAAGCUGGUCAAUGCCUUGCCAUAGUUGGUGGAUCUGGUAGUGGUAAAACUACAUUACUUAACACUUUAUCUCAGCGAACCAAUAUCACCAACAAGAAGUUAAAGUUUGAAGGUGUUGUAAAUUAUAAAACUUGUCAAGAAAACGUAACCCACAUCAAACAUGCAUACCUUUUACAGACAGACAUCUUUCUCCCUGGAUUAACGGUGUUUGAGACUUUGAAAACACAAGCAGACUUAAGAUUACCCAGCUCUGUCCAAACUUCUGAGAAAUUGGAAUUAAUAGAAUCAUUAGUGGAUGUGUUGGAAUUAACUCAUGUUCGAGAUGUAAUAAUAGCGUCUUUCUCAAACCAUGCAACUACAUUAUCAGGCGGAGAGCAACGUCGAGUUUCCUUAGCUAUUCAGUUGUUAUCACGUCCAUCUAUAUUAUUUCUUGAUGAGCCAACGACUGGAUUGGAUACGACAAGUUCAUUAAAACUAGUGCACGUUCUCAAGAAAUUAGCAUCUCCUGCUUAUGGAGUGACAAUUAUUUUAUCUAUUCAUCAACCCAGAAGUGAAAUUACUGUACUAUUUGAUAAGAUUUGUCUUUUGACAAAAGGAGGUCGACUUGUUUAUUAUGGCAGUUUAAUAGAUGCCACUUCGUAUUUUAAUGAUUUACACAUUCUACGAGAUGCCGAUGGUUCUGAUGGUAAUAAUAAGCAAAAUUUUAUAGAAUAUAUUAUGGAACUAUCAGUUCGAGAUACUACUUCGGAAGAGUUGGAAAGAGUUACAAAUGUUCGAAUUAACAGUCUUGUCACCAACUGGAAGCAAACAUCAUCAAUGUUACAACCAAUAUCAGAUUCUGAUUUUAACAAGAAUCUUCAAUUAUUUGCUCGACAAUCAAAAGAUAAAAUCUCCUUUUUAAGAGAAUUAGAGAUACUAACGAAAAGAACUUUCUUAUUAACCUACCGAGAUACGCUCUCAUUAAUAUCUAUGAACUUGGGAGCUGCACUAUUAGCAGUAGCAACUGGUUGGUUAUUCUUUCAGCCUACGCCAGAUCUAUCUGGGAUAAGAUCUAUUACUUCAACAUUAUAUGUCAUGUUGGAAGUUAUUGGAUUUUGUCCAAUGUAUUUUGAAUUAGAAAGACUAUGGGCGACUGAUGGAGUCUUCUUCUAUCGAGAAUACCUGGAGCAUCAUGUAUCUAUUCCAGGAUUUCUUCUUUCAAGAAGAUUAGGCAAAUUACUCUUGGAAGAUUUACCAGCAUCUAUUAUAUUUGGUUCAAUAACCUAUUUCAUGUGGGGUUUACGUACAUCAGCUGAAUAUGGUGAAGGAGAAUUUACCAGCAGAUAUUUUGGAAUCUAUCUUUCCAUAUGUAUUCUAGUUGAAUUAAAUGCUAUGGGAUCUACUUUAGUAUGUUUUGCAGUUGCCAAUGAUUUCUCAAUAAGUUCUCUUGUUUUAAAUAUAUUUUACCAAUUGCAAAAUAGUGCUUGUGGUUAUUUUGUUAAUGCUGCUACUAUGCCAGUAUAUGUUAGAUGGAUUAAAUAUCUUGCAUAUUUUUGGUAUGGAUUUGGAGCAUUAGCUGCUAAUCAGUUUACAAAUUGGAUGGGUGCUUGUCCAUACGAUGAAUCUGAUUCUCGUUGUAUUCAAUAUUCAGGAAAUUAUCAAUUGCGGUUAUUGGGAUACCCUAUGAAUUGGAUUGCUGAACCCAUUGGUAUUUUAGUAGCUUGGAUGGUGGGAUUUCAUGUAUUAACAUGGAUAGCAUUUUACUAUAAGACAUUUGAUGUAUCCAUUGCUAAGACAAAGAAAAAUAGAAUUGACAAACCUGUAAAGAAAGGAGAUGAAGAUGAAGAUGAAGAAAUGACAGAUUCAAUCAUUGAUGAUGAGAAGAAUGAUCCUACAUUAACAGAACCUAUAAGUGGCAAUAUAGAUAUUACCAUUAAGAACUUAACUUUCCUUGUUCAAAAGAAGAACCUUUGGAGAAAGACAGUAUUGGACAAAUUACUUUUAGAUAAUAUUAAUUCUAGAUUCAGUGGAAGUAAAGUAAAUGUAAUUAUGGGACCAUCAGGUAGUGGAAAGACAACAUUAUUAAACUAUCUUUCCAAUAGAUUACCAAAAUCUCAGGGAAGUGUUUUUAAGUCAACGGGAGAUAUUGAACUAAACAAUUUUCAACCCAUUAGCCGUGAGCAAUUAUCUCAGGCAUCUGCAUAUGUAACACAACAUGAUAAUUCUCUCAUUCAUAACUUAACUGUUAGAGAAACCUUAUAUUACCAGGCUAGAAUCAGAUUACCUGUGAAACAGCAUAAUGAUAUUCCAUUCAUCAUCAAUGACUUGAUUAGGAAAACAGGGUUAAUUGAUUGUGCUGAUAAAUUGAUUGGUUCUGAAUAUGUAAAGGGGAUCAGUGGUGGUGAGAAAAGAAGGGUAUCUAUUGCUAUCCAAUUGUUACUGAGACCAAAGAUUUUAUUCUUGGAUGAACCAACAUCAGGUUUAGAUUCAGCCACUGCCUGUAAGAUUUUGCAAUUAUUGGAGACUCUUGCAGAAGAGAAUCGUACGACCAUUAUUAUGACUAUUCAUCAACCUAAUGACGAGAUGUUUAGACGAUUUGGAUCUUUAUUGUUAUUGGCAAGAGGUGGUAAAGUAAUCUUUAAUGGAAGCAUUGACCAUAUCCGGCCAUACUUUGAUUCAUUAAAUUAUUCGAUUCCUGCUGGUGUGAAUAUGGCUGAUUACAUUCUCGAUUUGAUUUCGAAAAAGGUUGAUGAAGACAAGCAAGAUUCACAAAAUAGAAUCACUAGUUUAAUUCAUGAAUGGAAAUAUCAUAAGAAUAAUAAUCAAGGAAAUGCCCAUGAUGAUAUUGAGGUUCAAGUAAAAUCACAUAAAAUCAUUAAUAUUUCUGAUUAUUAUCAUAAGAGAUUACCCUUAUACGUUACUUUCUUAACGGUUGCUGAACGACAAGUAUUAACAUCCUAUAGAUCCAAAGAUGUUAUAUUCAGUCGAGCUGGUCAAACCAUAUUCUUAACUAUAGUUCAUACGUUAUUCUUUUCUCCAUUGAGAAAUCUGCAAGAAGGAAUAAGCAAUCGACUCGGAUUAAUUCAAGAAGUGUUGAAUUUAUAUUUUGUUGGAUUGGUUAAUAACAUUACCCUUUAUCCAACAGAAAGGAAUUUGUUCUACCAAGAGUAUAAAGAUGGAAUAUAUGGAGUUUUCGAAUUCAGUGGUUCAUACUUGAUAAAUGAGUUACCCACUGAAAUAAUCCCAUGUUUAUUUUUCAGUAGUAUGAUAGUAUUUGUGGCAGGAUUACCCAGAAAUCCAGGAAUGUUUUUCAGUAUGUUUGUUACUGGAUUUAUUUCCAUUAAUUCAGGUGAAUCAUUGGGAAUUAUGGUUAAUAGUUGUUUUAAUCAUUUGGGUGUAGCCACUAAUAUAUUAUCCAAUUUAGUUAUUUUAGCAAUUUUCAUGGGUGGAACCAUGUCAUUACAAAUGCCACCAUUCUUUGAAGGAAUUAAUUAUAUUAGUCCUAUGAAAUAUGCAGUGGGUAUAUGUGCCGAAUUAGGAUUUAGAAAUCAAGUCUUUACAUGUGGAGAUGAGGAGAAUUGUAUAUUAAACUCUGGUCGAGCUGUAUUAGAUUAUUAUGGUUUAACCAAUAAUAUUGGGGCUAGUUUUGGUGGUUUAAUAGCAUGUUUGAUACUUUAUAGAUUAAUUGCUAUUGCAUCUAUAUACAUUAGAGUUAAGUAUUACAAUUGA